Messenger RNA from Lactuca saligna, 1371 nucleotides. The record is from the annotation of a GenBank genome assembly. NCBI's taxonomy places the organism in Eukaryota, Viridiplantae, Streptophyta, Magnoliopsida, Asterales, Asteraceae.
AUUUACAUUAAGAUGAGAGAUGCUUGGACUCCUUGGCGUAUCAAUCAAGCUUAUAAGAACCAGACAAAAACGCUAUAGUUAAUUAACAUUUUGUCGAACUUUGAGAGUUAUGUUAUCAAUAUUAUUUAAGAUUAAUAAUAUUAUAAGUUUUUAUUACUUAAAAUAUAAUAGACGAGCGGACUGCGGAGUAGACCUAACCGACUAAGCUAGUUCUUCACUUCCCAACUUCAUAUCAUGACCAAAUAAUUGUCAUUAUUAUUUAAUUAAUUGAAUUCUAUACGGCUUGAUUUUGACCUCAAUUGGGGAUUGGUUAUGAAUAUGUACCACACAACAUGGUUAAGUUGAAAGAAAACUAAUUCGUCGGAAAUUCCGAGGAUGGCUAGUACCCGAGAGCAGAAAUGGUCUCUUAAGGGCAUGACUGCUCUUGUCACAGGUGGCACCAGAGGCAUAGGUUAUUCAAUUGUGGAGGAAUUAGCAGGAUUCGGUGCAUCUAUACAUACGUGUUCAAGAAAUCAAAAAGAGAUCAAUGAAAGGCUGGAAGAAUGGAAAGGCAAAGGGUAUCAUGUUACCGGUUCGGUUUGUGAUUUGUCUUCUAAAGAACAAAGGGAGGAACUCAUGAACACCGUUUCUUCCAUUUUUGAUGCCAAACUCAACAUCCUUAUAAACAAUGCUGCAGUAUCUCGACUUAGAGAUGCAACAGAAUAUACAACCGAGGAUUGUUCAUAUAUAAUGGGGACAAACUUCGAAUCUCCUUUCCAUUUGACUCAACUCGCACACCCACUGCUCAAGUCAUCAGGGAAUGCAAGCAUCGUGUUCAUCUCUUCUGUUGCUGGUGUCACGGGUCUUCCUUCCAUAUCUGUAUAUGCAGCUUCUAAAGGUGCAAUCAAUCAAUUGACCAAGAACCUGGCUUGCGAGUGGGCUAAAGACAAUAUUCGCACCAAUACUGUUGCACCAUGGGGUGUCAGAACCACCAUUAUGAACUUCGAGAAGGUGGAUGAUAAAAUUAUUGAAGCAUAUGCCCCAUUAAUGGCUCGAACUCCAGGCCGUCCAAUAGCAGAACCUGAUGAAAUAUCACCUUUGGUGGCAUUCCUUUGCCUCCCAGCAGCAUCAUAUAUUACUGGACAAGUUAUUGUUGUCGAUGCCGGAUACACAGCCGGAGGUUUUAAAUUCUAGAACCAUGAGGCUGAUGUUACAUUAAUUUCUCAAAACUAAUGUAUUUGUUUAUGAAUUUCUUAAAGUCUAUCAUUAUCAAGAAAGUAUUAUGCAACAUUAAUAUCACCAUCUUCUUGUCCUUUUCCUUGUAUUUUCUUUCCCUAACCUCACGAUCUUGGGCGGAUAAAAUACCAUUUUUAUAAUAACAUUGUAUUAUUG